Messenger RNA from Chlorella variabilis, 1896 nucleotides. RefSeq names its product expressed protein. The transcript is spliced from 15 exons. Lineage: Eukaryota; Viridiplantae; Chlorophyta; Trebouxiophyceae; Chlorellales; Chlorellaceae. The coding region runs from base 1 to 1896 and encodes 631 amino acids. The record is from RefSeq and is a predicted model, not a curated record.
AUGGCGGCCCUCACGCUGGCUCUCCUGAUGAUUGUCGGCGGCACCGCCUCCGAGGCCGCCGCCACCUGCCCAGCUUACUGCUGGUGCGGCGUGAAGGGGCCAGAUGGCAAGCUCUCCACCGCCGUGAUGGUGAGCCCCUUCCUCCUGUUCGGCCCCGCUCUGGAGCUGGAACUGCUGGCACUGAAGGGCCGGCGCUGCUCCAGCGCCGCGGGCGUGGCAGCCGACUGCCUGCGCCAAAGGAUCGCCGCCGCGCGCCUCUACUCCUUUUCUCCCAAGCUGCGAGCUGGCAGGUGCAACUGCCCCUCCAACGCCCAGCUGUGCAAGCGGCUGCCGCAGCUGGCCACCACGCCCUACGGCAAGUGGGUGCCCGCUCGAGUGUACAACCUGCUCAAGUGCGCCAACAAGCCCCCCACCACCAGCCGCCCGCGCCUGGCCGCUUUCCUCAGCAACAACCAAACCUUCUGCGAUGGGUAUGCCGGAGCGAUCAACACCAUAAUUUCCGACGUCAUCACCGGCGUCUGGCCGGGCGUCCAGAAGCAGCUGCCCGCCAGUAUCGACCCGGGCGACGCGCUCAAGAAGGAGUUUGUGAAGGGCUUGCUCGAGGCGAUUGUGGACGUCGAGCUGGACCGCAUCUCUGGGCUCAACACCAUGCCCAAGCCCACGCUGGAAAUCCUGAAUGUGCCUGCCUGCUCCAACCUGUCCCUGGUGGUGGCCAACCUCAAGGCGACCAGCGGGCUGGCCAAGCUGACUGUGACGGGCUCUGCCGGGGCGACGUACCGACCAAUCUUUUUCAUACCAAGCCCACUCACUGGCACCGCCUACAUCACCAUCACCCUCACAGACGUGACCCUGGAACUAUCAGCACCGGCCACCGCGGGGCUGACUGUGGGUUUUACUGGCUACGAGGCCUGCGCCUCCAUCCCAAAGUUUGAUACCGUCAAACUCACCGCAAAAAACACCCGGGUGGCCAUAUCAAGCUGGGCGGCUGGCAUCAUCCCGAUAGGCUGGCUGACGGACUUCAUCAUCAGCUCGGUUGCCACGAGCCUGAUUCAACCGGUGAUCAACGAGUGGGCCCCCGCAGCCAUCAAGGACAUCCUGAACAGCCAGGCAGUCACCUCCCAGCUGGCGGGCUGCCAAAAGAGGAACCCGCUAAACAUCUGCACCGAUUGGAUCAACUGCAAGCCAGACCGGUGUGAGGACUGUGUGGUGGGGACGGCGCUGGUGGAGGGCAAGUGCAUCCCUUGCGGCGACGGCUGCAGCGCCUGCACGGCCGGCCCGGACAACAAGCCGGUCUGCACGGCGUGCCGCAAGGGAUGGUAUGCCGCUGGCACCGCCUGCACCAAGUGCCCUGCCGCCUGCAACUCGUGCGCGGCCGUCGGCUCUGCGGUAUAUUGCGACGCGUGCGCGGAUGGGUACAAGGAUGCGUGCGGCGCGACGUACAAGGAGGCAUGCGCGGCGGGGUACAAGGACUGCAUCUCCUGCCCCGACCCGCACUGCAACCGCUGCGCCACGCCGGGCAAGUGCGAUGUCUGUGCGCCGCCCUACGCGGCCAACGCCACCGGAGGCUGCACCACCAUUUGCCUCGUGGGCAACUGCACCGCGUGCGUGGACGGCCAGAGCGGCGCCUGCGCCGCUUGCGCCGACGGCUACCGGCUGGCCACCCCCUCGCGCUGCGUCUCCUGCGACUUCCCGGCCUGCUCCACCUGCCCCCAGGGCCCCUGCACCACCUGCAAGGUGGGCUAUGGCUUCAAUGCUGCCGUCGGGGCCACCGCCUGCAUCAAGUGCGCGGAGUGGGCCCGCUGCGCCACCUGCCAGUCGGGAAACCCGAACAAGUGCACCAAGUGCCUCAACCCGAGGCACAUCAUCCUCAACGGCAAUUGCCGCAUCCCAUUUUGA